AUAUUCAACUCCAGUCUUAAGAUUGUUCGAGCGAAGUCAACAACGGACACCAUCGCGACACCAUCGAUCGUAGCUGCAGUAACAGGUGUUUGUCUGUGUGUGAGUGGUGUAUCUCGAUAUCGUUUAUAUCGAUUGAUCGCACCGAUCGUGAAUAGGAUAGAUUUUUUUUAAUUUUUAAUUUAUUUUUCACCAAAAAUUUUCUAUCGAGAAAUGUGGUUGUUUUCUUGAUAAAUUCCAAAUAAAAUAGAAGCAAACGGUUUAAGUCUUGGCUUUGAAAGUGUUAAGAGGAUCAAUUUUAAGAAAAUUUUUCUUCAAUCGCUCGUAAUACAAAAUUGCACUCAAAAGGUGUUUCGCAAUUUUCUGUUUACAACAAAAAUAUAUUGUUGUUGCUUCACUAUAAAAUCCAAAAAAAAAAGUUUUAAAAAAUCAUUCAAAAAAGUGGAAAACGAGUGAAAUACGCUGCGAAGAAGAAGAAAACGAAGUGUGUGCAAAAAUAAAAACAAAAUUCACGCUCAAACUGCCAUAAUCACGAAUCGAUCAUUUAAUGGAUUUUCAAAAAACAACAACAUUUAUUUUACAUAACCAUCUGGAUUUUUUGAAGUUAAAACAACUUUCUGGUUGCCUUGAGGAUUAAAAAAUUGUUCACAAGAAAACUAAAAUACCUAAACAAGAAAUAAAAACACACUGCGACUCUAUUGGAAAAAAAAGAUAAAAUGACGUCACCUCGCAUCAUAUACACAGCACUGCAGGUUUUUGCAAUUGCAACACUAAGUACAAAUGGAGCACAAAUCCCAACAGCGACAAAUGCACCUUCACUACACAGAACCAGUGGUGUUGAACCAACCGUUCGAAUUCAAUGUAUGUCAGGAUCGAUGUUAAUCACAAUCAAAGAUGCACCACCAAGCCAUGAAAAUGGUCUUUUUAGUGGAAUGGUUUAUCCUAAAGGCCUUUCGAAAAAUUCCACUUGCCUAUCGGAAUAUCGAGAUCAUCAGGGACCCCUAAGGUAUAAGUUGCCACUGAGGAGCUGUAACACGAUGCCACAAGAAACGGACGAUGGUGGAAUUGAAUUCUUCAACACAAUUGUCCUCCAACCGCAUUUGAAACUGGUCACAGAUUUGGGACGUGGAUAUCAUGUACGUUGUCGUUACAAGAGUCGCGAUGCUGCUACCAACAACAAAUGGCGUACAUCGGCUUCCAUAUCAAAAUAUGCCGAAAAUCCACAACCAUUGCGCAGUGACGAAGAAGAACCAGAAGCCUACCGAAGAACCGCUGCUGCUGCUGGUGGUGGUGAUCGUCGUGAUUAUGGACGUUCAUUGGAUAAAUUCAGUGACUCCGAGGAUAAUAUAGAUGAUGAAGAAAAUACCAUCAAUGAACUACCAAUGCCCGGUUGUCACAUGAAGAUCUACAACGAAGAGAAGCACAUAGCUGAGAAUGUGAAAAUUGGUGACCCCUUGACGAUUGUUAUCAACAUUGACAAACAGGAUGUCUAUGGACUUCAUGUGACCGACUGUCUGGUACGUGACGGUCUCGGUUGGGGUGAACAGCGUCUUGUCGGCGAAGAUGGAUGUCCAAUGGACAACGAGAUAAUGGGUCAGUUUAAGUAUUCGGGUGACAGGUUGGCGGCCAACGUUACAUUCCCAGCACACAAAUUCCCUUACACAGCAUCCGUGUACUAUCAGUGCAAUGUGAGGCUGUGCGCAGUCGAAGAUCCAGACUGUCGAAAGGCACCUGCGUGCGGAGAGAACGCCAAGCGACCCAAACGACAGGCUAACGGAAAAGACGACGAAGGUCUGCCGGCUACAAUCGAAGUGUAUUCAGGACUUUAUGUUAAUGAAAAUGUCGAUGUGUCAGAAAGCGAUGACGAUUCUGUUUUCAAGGAGAAGACCCUUGAUGACGCUCUUUGUGUGUCACAACGUACUUUUGCCAUUGCCAUAGCAAUCGCUGGUCUUGUCCUAAUGUUGGCCGUGGUGGCUGCUGUCCUUUGCAUCAUGGCCCGCCGAAGAACAAAGACUGUCUCCAACUCAGGCAGCUCUAUUUACAGUGGACCAUACACGAAUACAGCUUUCAGCCAUAGCAGUUAGAUAGUCACCAUAAUGUUGUAAUAAUUAAGGAUUUUUAAUUUACUUGAAACGAAUUACUACUUUAGAUUGUAGGAAGAAGUCCUAUAAUUUUAUCUAGAUUUUCAAAAUUUUACAAACAAUUUGGUGCAUAUGCUAAAAACAAUAUAUCCUAAAACCUCUGCUCUAAGCUGAAAAAGGAUAUUCCAAAAUUUAUCUCAAUUAAAAAACAACGAACACACGUCAUGAAUAAGAACAACAAAACCACAAUGUCCUGGAUAUACACUUGAAAGUCUAACUUAAGUAUACCAACAGGAAUCUUUAUUGUAAAAAAAACAACCCACGAAAGAUGACGAUAAAUAAUACACUUUAGUACCCUAUAAACAUUUAGUUUUAAGCAUUAAAUAUAGAUAUUACUAGGCAAUAAACAUUAUACCAUUGCCUACUAAUAUCGCAGAGAUGUUAUAGAAAAAGUAAAUUUAAUCUUGCACAUCUCUGGAAUUUAAUAAUAUAAUUAAUUUUAUUAUUCCUCAUAACGUCCCAUAGUAUUAAAAUGGUAAAUAAAAAUUACAUCCACUCACGGUGAUGGGUUGUUCUGCCUCUAUUCUCCUCUUACCCCUUUGACAUCUUUUUUUUAUUUUUUGUUUAAUUUAAAUUAAAAUUUAAAUUUCUUCCUUAUACUUUUUUGUUUUUGUAUUACAUUUAGGAUACUUUUUGCCAAAGUUAAUCCAUUAUUCUAAUAUUCUUUACAAUAUUUAUAUUGUAUUUUAUUUUACUUAGGAUACUAUUUUCAAUCUUGUCAUAAUAUUAUUAACUAUUUAAUUAUUUCUUUUUAGAUAAAUAAAAAUAUUUAAAAUAUAAAAUAUGUAAAAUUAUUUCAAGACCCUUUGAACACAUCCGUCCGCAUAAGUCAUUAUUAUUAUGUAAAAGUAGUUAAAUUCAAAAAACAAAACAAUUGGUUUAACUAUUUUUUAAGAGAAAAUAUUUCUACAAUACAAAAUAAUAACUAUUAUGAAUCUACAUAAAUUAAAAAAUGAAAAUACUAGAAUAAUAAGAAAAAAUCACAUAAAUAAAGAAAAGUCAACUUAUAUAUAAAACUCUAUACAUAAUGUACAUUCUGUCAAAUUUUGCACUGCUUCACAAAAUCAUUUUUCAAAAAUUCACAUUUAUUUUCUAAAAUAUUUACAUAAUGAUAUUAAUUUAAUUAAUAAAUUUUAAUGAAAACAAACGAAAAUAAUUAAAAUGGAUUUCUGGAGCUUUGCAAUUUUGACAUGUUUUGAUAAUUUUAUAACUCGCAAUUGAACCCUAAAUCUAAUAUAAAAAUGUAAUGGGAUCAUGUGAUUGAAUUAUUAUUUUUGUGUUAUAAUAAGCUGAUGAUUGUAAUAUGUGAGGUUAUUAUCUUAUGAUGGGGUGCUUAAAUAAAAUAAUUAAAUAAAACAGAAAAAUUAUCAAA
Eupeodes corollae is the source of this 3510-nucleotide messenger RNA. RefSeq names its product cuticlin-4 (gene pio). Bases 714 to 2081 code for a protein of 455 amino acids. The transcript is spliced from 9 exons. Lineage: Eukaryota; Metazoa; Arthropoda; Insecta; Diptera; Syrphidae. The record is from RefSeq and is a predicted model, not a curated record.